Molecule: messenger RNA, 2598 nt
Organism: Eriocheir sinensis (Chinese mitten crab)
Lineage: Eukaryota; Metazoa; Arthropoda; Malacostraca; Decapoda; Varunidae
Product: delta(24)-sterol reductase-like
Exons: 12
Coding region: 190-1800 (536 amino acids)
Biological process (GO): steroid metabolic process
Cellular component (GO): membrane; cytoplasm
Molecular function (GO): Delta24(24-1) sterol reductase activity; FAD binding
Source: RefSeq, a predicted model, not a curated record
UCGGCUGAGUACGAUAAUCUGGCAACGUUGGUCAGGGCCGCGAGUGUUCAGUGUGCUGCUUGGCGCGUGUGUGAGGGCCGCCGGACGUCUGGAGGCUACGCUGGGCACUGCAUGAGCCCCCUAGUGGUUGCAACAGCAGGCGGUGGGCAGUGUUCCUUCAGCAGGUGAAGGAGACCUAAGCAGGGCAUCAUGGGAGACGGUGGGCUGCGUCAGCGUGUUGCCCGCUGGCUGGAGGACCAUCGGGGGCUGGUGGUGGUGGUGGUGGUGCUGCCGCUCUCCCUCCUCUUCCACUUCUUCAUGCAGUUCAGGCUGUGGCUGGUGCGCACCCUCGUGUCCGCCCCAGAGAAGCACGAUGAGCGUGUCCGGCAGAUUCAGAAGCAGGUCCUGAAAUGGAACAAACAGCCAAAGGAGCAAAGGAAAUACAUGUGCACGGCCCGGCCCAACUGGCAGUCCCUCUCCACCACAUUCUUCAGGAAGGACUUAUGCCAUAAGGUCAGCAUUCCCCUCUACGACAUCCUGGAGUUGCAGGAGUCACAGAUGAGCGUACGUGUGGAGCCCAUGGUGAGCGUGGGCCAGGCCACCGCCUUCCUGGUGCCCCGCGGCUACACGCUAGCCAUCUGCCUUGAGGUGGCUGAGGCGACCCUGGGCGGCCUGGCCAUGGGGGUUGGCAUGACCACGUACUCCCACAAGGUUGGACUGUAUCAGGAGAGCAUCAUCGCAUAUGAGGUGGUGCUGGCGGACGGGUCGCUGGUCCGGGCCACGAGGGACAACGAGCACAGUGACCUCUACCACACGCUGCCCUGGUCACAUGGCACCCUUGGCUUCCUGGUGGCCCUCGAGCUGCAGAUAAUAAAGAUCAAGCCCCACCUGAAGCUCGAGUACAUCCCGGUCAAGGGCCAGAAGCAGUACUGUGACAUGAUGAGGAAGCUGUCCGGGGCACUGGACAAGAACCACCCAACACCUGACUACCUCGAGGGCACCGUGUUCUCCAAGAAUGAGGCCGUCAUCAUGGUGGGCAACUUUGCUGACGUGCCCGAGAAGGAGACACACAAGAUCAACCACAUCACUCAAUGGUACAAGCCUUGGUUCUACAAGCAUGUGGAGAGUUUUCUGAAGAAGGGAGGCGACUAUGAGUACGUCCCGCUGGAAGACUACUUGCUGCGGCACAACCGAGCCAUCUUCUGGGUGGUGGAGACCAUGAUUCCCUUCGGCAACAACCCCCUGUUCAGGCUCUUGUGUGGCUGGCUGCUGCCUCCAAAGAUCGCCUUCCUCAAGUUCACUACCACACCAGGCGUCCGUGCCAUGACCUUCACCAAGCAGGUGUUCCAAGACAUUGUCCUUCCCAUGAACCAGCUGGAGGACCAAAUAGAUGUCAGUGAAGAGCUGUUUGACCUGUACCCAAUCCUCAUCUACCCUUGUCGCAUAUAUAACCAUGGCCCUCACAGGGGACAGCUGAGGCCACCCCGUCCAGAGCAGAUGGUGCCGGGAGCUGAUUAUGGCAUGUUCAAUGACCUGGGGGUGUACGGAGUACCCAAGGCUGUGAAGGAGAGGAAAAGAUAUGAUGCUGUGGCUGCCAUGCGUAAAAUGGAAAAGUUCACAGCUGAUGUCGGAGGUUACCCGUUCCUCUACGCAGACACCUUCAUGACCAGAGAGGAGUUUGAGAGAAUGUUUGACCUGACGGCCUAUGAGCAGGUGCGCCACAAGUACAGUGCGGAAGGAGCUUUCCCUCACCUCCAUGAUAAGAUCAAGCCAGAAAUUGAUGUGAUUGAAGUUGGGAAGCAAUACAUUAAUCCCUUGUAACAAACGUGAAGACUAGAGAAGAAUUUUGAAACACUGAAGUCACAUGGUGCUGAAAAGUGUGGCGUGGCAUGGUGUGAUCUGGGCUUCCAGGUGUCUCAACCCUCCAGCAAUCCACUUGAAUUUGCCUGGUUGAUGAGAUGCCUUGCACACACUGAUGGGACCAUCCAGCUGUUAGUCAAACUUCAGGAGUCGAGAUUUCUGCUGGGUAGAAUGGAAGAUAUUUAUCAACUCGAUUAAGAAUAUUCAGUUGCUUAGUGAUAACUUAAGAAUCUAAAUUGCCUUUACACUGACUGUAAUUAGUGGACAUAAGAGACUUGAGGUUGACUGGUAAAUUGAUUGACAACUUUGAUGUUUGUUUUCUGAUAAUGUUUAAAUUCAAGAUUUAUCUGCCCCAAAAUUAAAUUAGUUUAUAAGUGAAGUAACUGACCUGUUGGGUUAAAUGUAAUAACAUUGUUCUGUCACACAGCAUGCUACUUAUUCAUUUAUUAACAUGGUAGCAACUUCACACCACAUUGAGUUAGCCAUGGCAUCUUUACAAUAUCUUGAUGACUUAAAAUAUAUUUGAGGGACACACAAAUUUGUUUAGUUUAAAACCAGAUGCUCACGGUUUUCCUCCGGAGACUCUUCGAGGUAUUUUUGACUUAGUAAGACCUUUUAAGACCUUGUCCAUGUACUUUAUGCAGUUUUUGCUGCAAAUGUAUGCCUUAUCAAAGAAUGAAUGUUAGAUAACUUAAAAUAUUUAUCAAAAAAAUUCAUUGUAUAGAUUGCUGACAGCUGCCAUUAAAGAAAUAUUUUGUA